Phragmites australis (common reed) is the source of this 432-nucleotide messenger RNA. RefSeq names its product probable protein phosphatase 2C 74. Gene Ontology annotation, molecular function: protein serine/threonine phosphatase activity. The record is from RefSeq and is a predicted model, not a curated record. Gene Ontology annotation, biological process: protein dephosphorylation. NCBI's taxonomy places the organism in Eukaryota, Viridiplantae, Streptophyta, Magnoliopsida, Poales, Poaceae. The coding region runs from base 1 to 432 and encodes 143 amino acids. The transcript is spliced from 3 exons.
AUGAUGCUGCACACCGUCCGGUUUCUCUGCUCCGUCGCCGCCGCCUUCGUGCGCGAGCUUCGCAAGGCCGCCGUCAUGGCUGCGUCGGCGCGCUCCCCGGUAGCCUCGCAAGGAGAGGAGGAAGCAUCGUCGGCGAAGGAGGACGCCGUGUCGGCGGCGAUCAGAGGCGCCUACUUGAAGACCGACAGCGAGCUCCUCACCCUGCAGGGUGCAAGCGGUGGUGCAUGCAUCGCGACGGCGCUGGUGAAGGGCGGCGACCUCUACGUGGCGCACCUGGGCGACUGCCGCGCCGUGCUCAGCCGCGACGGCGCCGCGGCCGCGCUGAUGGCCGACCACACCUGCGCGAGGGAGGACGAGCGGGCCCGCGUCGAGCGGGAGGGCGGCUACGUGAGCUGCAGUGGCAGCGGUGUGUGGGGUUCCUACUCGGUCUAA